AUGGCCUUCAUUUUUAAUUUAAUUCUGAUAUUAGAUAUCCAAUUGAUUAAACAUUAUUAUUACAUGACACUUCAAACUCUAUUUCUAUUUGUCGGAAUUGUGUUGGGAUAUAUCAAAAUUCCCCUGGAAAAGAUAAUAAAAACCAACACAGUAGAAUUAUCAUAUGUAAUUCCAUUUGAAAGCUCGAUAGACUUAAUAGACUUAAGUGUAACGAGUUACAUUGACAACAUGAGCAAUAAACUAUACAGAGGGAAUAUUUCAGUUGGCACGCCUCCCAUUGAAUUCAACGUUGUUUUUGAUACUGGAGUUAGUUGGAUGCUGAUACCAUCAAUAAAAUGUAAAUCGUCUUGUCACAAAUGUGAUAAUUUUUUUAAUUCUUCAGCAAGCUCAUCUUUCAAGUCACUGAAUCAAGAAAUUAGGGUCGAUUUCGGCUCUUGAAAUGCUAUCGGGAAUUUAGGUAGCGAAUUAGUUUCAACAAAAGAAGCUCGCGAGCUUUCGGUUUCUGAUCAAGCUUUUAUUUCGAUAAAUAAUGAUAAAGGAUUAGAAAAUCUUGGAGCAGACGGCAUUUUAGGACUAGGAUAUAGCAAGUUAUCAGAUGGAUACCCAACUUUUUUAGAUAACUUAAUGCACCAAAAACAAAUCAGCAAGAAAAUAUUUUCGAUUUAUAUUAGCGAUAAUAAGUACGAAAGAGAAUCAGCUAUCAUAUUUGGUGGCUAUGAUUUGCCAAGCUAUACAAAAAAUGAGGAGGUUAAAUAUGUGAGAGUUCUUUCUGAGACAGGAUAUUGAGCUGUUUUAUUGUCUAAACUUAAAGUUGGGAAGUCUAUAUUAAAAUCUGCUUCUGUUGCCGCAAUUAUUGACUCUGGAAGAAGCAUGAUAUCAGUUCCAAAAGUUGAUUUAGAGUAUAUUCAUAAGAAAAUAGAAGACCAAGGGCAAUGUAUAAAAGAUUCUGGCGAUUUAAUUUGCGAUUGCGGAACAUCAUAUGUGAUUGAAGACUAUCCGAUUAUAUCGUUUACUUUGGGCUCAGAAUAUAUAUUUACGCUAGGGCCUGAGGAUUAUUUUCUAAAAACAAAUAAAAAAUGCCAACUUCUUUUUAGCCAAUUGCCAAUCAGCAAUUAUUGGAUACUUGGAGAUGUUUUUCUAACUCCCCUUCCCGUGAGCGAACAAAAAAAUCUUGUUGACUCUUGGGGGUUAAUUUUUUUUUUAAAAAUUUAUAUAUACAUUUUAUAGAAAAUUUUUUUUUCGAAAUUAAAAAAAUCCUACCUUGCAAAAAUUGGAAAACAAAUAUUAAUUAAUUUGCAAAAUUUAUGUUUUAAAAUGCAAUUUGUUUAAAAUUAAACAGAAUUAACUAGAAAUUUCAUUAUACUAAUUAUCACUUAUAUAUCAAAAAAUUUUCCCAUAAAAAAUUUUUUUAUUAAAAAAAAGUUUGUUCGCUCUUAUUUUUGGGAAAAAAUAGGGAUUUUCCAAUGGUUUUGUUCGCUCAGGGAGGGGGGAGUAAGGAGAUAUUAUUCAAUAUUUGAUGCAGAAAAGAGCAUGAUAGGGUUUUCAUUGUCAAUAAACUCAAAGGAUGAGGAGACGCCUAUACUGAUGAUAAUGCUAAUUAUUUUAUCAACAGUUAUUGCAUCUCUUAUGUGCAUUGGCAUAAUUAUUUGCUAUAUGAAAAAGAAUUAUGAAAAAACUCAUCCAUUUAAUUAUCAAAGAAUAGAUUAA
Messenger RNA from Blepharisma stoltei, 1707 nucleotides. The record is from the annotation of a GenBank genome assembly. Lineage: Eukaryota; Ciliophora; Heterotrichea; Heterotrichida; Blepharismidae.